AUGGGAUUUGACUCUAAAUACGUCUUCAUCAACUUUCCUCAGAAUAGUUUGAAUUGGCAGAGUCUUCCGGUGGUGACGAAGCUACUCACUAUUGCAUAUGUUGCAUUUACUUCUGUACUAUGGAUAGUGAGACGCAGGGUGCCUCUCGAGGAAGGACAAGAUUUCAUUGGGGUUACAUGCCCAAUAUUACAGUUGGUGCCAAGCCAGGUGUUGCGGUAUCCUAUCUCCAUUGUUACCUCUAAUCUUAUAGAUAUUGAGCUUUGGAAGUUUGUUGUUGAUUUGAUUAAUCUUGUAUUGGGUGGUGCGUAUAUUGAGCAGUGUUGGAACAGCCAAAGGGAGAUGUUGGUGUAUACGCUUGUUAUUGGAUCAAUUACGAAUGUGAUACUGUUAAUUGUAACUUACUUCCUUUCGUUUUUGAGUAGCUCUAUUCGACUCGGGUGGCCGCUAGACGGAAACUACACUAUGUUGAUUGGUUUUUCCAUUGUGUUCAAGCAGUUGAUUCCAGAAACGACAAUAUUCCGUAUUAAAGAUGUGCCUCUGUUUUCCAAGAAUUUUAGAUUUAAGAUGUUGCCAAUUUUCAUAAUGACAGUUUUAACGGUUGUGCAGUUCUGGUACCAAAGUUAUACUCAUCUUAUAUCCCUGUGGACUACUUUUUUCAUUUGCUGGGCGUACCUUAGGUACUAUCAAGUACUUCCCUCAUCUCUCGAGGGACAUACGACUGGUGAAUUGGUGGCAGGAGAUGCAUCAGACACAUUCCAAUUGGUUUAUUUCUUUCCGGACUUAAUAAAACCAUUAGUAAGGCCGAUAUUCAACAAAUGUUACGAUCUUGGUCUGCAUCGCUUUUUAUGGCGCAGACAUGCCGAUAAUGACCUUGAAGAAGGAAGUUCAAUGGUUGGGUCGAGCAAGUCUGACCCACUUAAAGUGGAAGGGAGAAGGAAACAGCUGGCAUUGAAGGUCUUAGAACAGCGUCUGGGUGGUGAAGCAAUUGAACUUCAAACUCGAAGUUAA
Messenger RNA from Eremothecium sinecaudum, 1008 nucleotides. RefSeq lists its product as uncharacterized. Bases 1 to 1008 code for a protein of 335 amino acids. NCBI's taxonomy places the organism in Eukaryota, Fungi, Ascomycota, Saccharomycetes, Saccharomycetales, Saccharomycetaceae. Gene Ontology annotation, biological process: retrograde vesicle-mediated transport, Golgi to endoplasmic reticulum. The record is from RefSeq and is a predicted model, not a curated record. The transcript has a single exon. Gene Ontology annotation, cellular component: Golgi apparatus; membrane.